AUGGCUGCAACACCAAAAGAAGGGUUUCAGUUAUUUGUAACUACAGUUAUUGUACAAGAAAUUGUGAACUGUACUAAUUUAGAGGGCAAACGUGUUUAUGGAGCAAAAGGAAAACCAUGGAAAGAUGUAACUGUUGAUGAAUUUCUUGCAUUCUGUGGUUUACUUAUUCAUGCGGGAGUUGAUAGAAGCUGGUAUGUUCCUGCGAGAGAAUUAUUUUGUGAUGAAUUUGCCAAUCCUGUAUACCGAGCUACAAUGUCCAUAUUUCUCUUUGAAGAAAUACGAAGAUUCGUCAGAGUUGACGACAAGAGAACCCGGAAUGCGCGUUUGGAAACCGAUAAGUUAGCAAUGGUGUCCUACAUUUGGGAUUUAUUCAUUCAGCAAUGCAAAACCUGCGUCAUACCUGAUACUAAUGUAACUAUUGAUGAACAACUCGUUAGGUUUAGAGGUAGAUGCACAUUCGUUCAAUAUAUGCCAAGUAAACCGGACAAAUAUGGACUUAAAAUAUUUCGGAUGUGUGAAUCUACGUCUGGUUAUGCUUUGGAUGGUUUAGUUUAUGUUUGUCGCCAGCCCGGAGAACCUCCACAUAAAAACCUGGGGCUUUAA
Onthophagus taurus is the source of this 603-nucleotide messenger RNA. Its product is annotated as piggyBac transposable element-derived protein 4-like. Lineage: Eukaryota; Metazoa; Arthropoda; Insecta; Coleoptera; Scarabaeidae. The record is from RefSeq and is a predicted model, not a curated record.